UUCCAUGAGAAUCAUCCCCAGUAUGACACCCAUCAUGUGAAGCUGCUGGAUGAGUCUGAGGCAUAUGUCCCCAACUUUAUUAGUGGUUCACUCCCCAGAAGAGAUGCAGGCAACCGUGAACAAUAUUGCAUGACCAUGCUCACACUCUUCAAGCCAUGGCGCACAGGACAGGAUCUGAGACCAAGCCAGGAUGUGCUCUGGGAUGAUGUGUUCAAUGGCUAUUCAUUCACAGAGCAGCAGCUGGAGGUG
This is a messenger RNA of Trametes versicolor FP-101664 SS1, 249 nucleotides long. RefSeq lists its product as uncharacterized. The record is from RefSeq and is a predicted model, not a curated record. Lineage: Eukaryota; Fungi; Basidiomycota; Agaricomycetes; Polyporales; Polyporaceae. The annotation marks the transcript as partial. The transcript has a single exon.